AUGUCAACUCAUAUCUCGAGCCAACAACUAGACGAUGCGGUUUCCUUCACCGUGCCACUCUCAAAAUAUGAUACAGAUGGCCUUUGCAUGAACUACACUUUGCGAAGACAUAACUGGGAGGCCGAGGCCAAUGCAGGAUCCCAUGAAGCAAGAUUGGAUUGGGCCAAGUAUGUCGGGCCUACCGAGCAGUUUGGGGGAUGCAGCCCUAUCAAUGGCAACUUUUCAGCCCUAGCUUUACCGCUCACAAAGCCUGAGCGUAUGAGACUAGUUGCUUACGUGCUUGAAUAUAUAUUCCUGCAUGACAGUGACGGUCAACACGAUGACUUUGAUCAUCCCGAGCAACAAGAGUGGAAGGGUACAAAUCCGACGCUAGGAAGAGCUCAGAUACAAGCAAAGAUUAUGAAGGAAAUCACAUCAGUAGACCAAGCAUGCGCGGAAAGAUUCAAGAGGACAUUCAAAGAAGCCAUUGCUAUCAUUCUGCGUGAAAAGGGAAAACGAUUUGGCUCCUUAGAUGAGUACUUGGAUUUCCGACUCAUUGAUGCCGGAACGUCCGUGAUAGAGGCAUUGUUACUCUUUGGCAUGGGUGUGACACUUACCGAGGAAGAGGACGCCCAACUCGAACCCAUCCGCAAACCAGGCUUCAUAGCACUAACACUAGCCAACGACUACCUUUCUUUCGACCGGGAAUACCUCGAGUUCUCAGAUUCAGGACGAGAAAAUGAGAACAUGUCGCAGAAGUUGAGCAGACAUCUGUACGCCUUGGAGUACCAGAUUAGUGGGAAUGUGGUUUGGAGUUUGAACAGCCCUCGAUACCAUCCUGAAGCCAGAUACGCUCCAAACGCCGGUCUGGAAGAUGAACUGACAGCAAAAUCAAUGCCCGAAGCCCUGGGUAUUAAUUAUGAAGCUCGAUUUAUCCGCAAGGCCGAAGAGUACCCAGAUCAACCGAGCGUCAUAAAUCCUCAUUUGAGGAUUGUCAAUUCACGGAAGUCUUCGGCUGAGACUUGUCUUACUACCUCUGAUGAAACCGGAUCGAUAUCAGACAGUAGUGACUCGCGCUCAUCACUUGAUUCGGCUUCCUCAAGCUCUGAAAUCGAGCAGACGGUGGUUAUUCGUUCCCCAAAGAGUGCGUCCUUGGACUCUAGGCAUGCUAGAGCGCCAGUUGAAUACAUCAAGUCACUACCCUCUGGAGGUGCACGAGAUGUCUUUAUAAACGCAUUGGCUAUAUGGCUCAAUGUACCUCCACUGGCCGUAUCGCGCGUCAAAUCAAUAGGAAAUCGCCUCCACUCCGCAUCCCUCAUACUCGAUGACGUCGAAGACGGGUCCAAUCUUCGGAGAGGUGAGCCAGCAGCGCAUGCUGUUUUUGGUGCUGCACAGACUAUCAACUCAGGAUGCUACGAGUUGGUAAGAGCGGUGGAAGAAGCUCGGCAGCUGGGCCUCGAUUCUAUCGAGAUAGUCCUCGAAGGGCUUGACGAAUUGCAUGUCGGACGAUCGUAUGACCUUUACUGGACACAGAACAACUUGUGCCCGUCAGACAACGAGUACCUGGAAAUGGUCAAGAAGAAGACAGGAGGGUUGUUUCUACUCCUCACGCGACUCCUUCUCACUUGUUCGACGAGCAAAAAGUUCAAUAAGCACAUAAUAUCUGAUGUUGAAGAUCUUGUAAGCCUUAUCGGGAUACAGUACCAGAUUCGUGACGACUACCAAAAUCUUUGCUCCAAAGACUAUGCCGAGAAGAAGGGAUUCUGUCAAGAUUUGGACGAGAGCAAGUUUUCUUUUCCGCUAAUACACGCGUUGAACGUACAGUCGGAAAGUACUCACCUACUGCGUGAGCUUCUUCAACGGAGAAGAGAUGCGGGACACCUCUCAUAUGAGCAGAAGAAGCUUGUACUCAAGCAACUUGACCGCAUAGGUAGUAUGUCAUAUACGCGCGAGACAUUGAAGCGGCUAGAAGGUUAG
This is a messenger RNA of Bipolaris victoriae FI3, 1956 nucleotides long. RefSeq lists its product as hypothetical. The transcript has 5 exons. The record is from RefSeq and is a predicted model, not a curated record. Gene Ontology annotation, molecular function: prenyltransferase activity. Gene Ontology annotation, biological process: isoprenoid biosynthetic process. Bases 1 to 1956 code for a protein of 651 amino acids. NCBI's taxonomy places the organism in Eukaryota, Fungi, Ascomycota, Dothideomycetes, Pleosporales, Pleosporaceae.